AUGGCGUUUAACUUUAACUGGUCGCCGCUAUCGACCGAUGCCAGCUUCCUGCCUCGCGCCCAAGAGCUCCUCACGAAUACCCUGAACCGUGCGGACCCAAAGCCUACCAUUAUUGUCGACGACAUUAUUAUCAACGAGCUGAACCUCGGCGAUGUACCCCCGGAGCUCGAAAUAUUAGAGAUUAGCGAUCUUACGGAAGAUAGAUUCUAG
This is a messenger RNA of Cladophialophora psammophila CBS 110553, 210 nucleotides long. RefSeq lists its product as uncharacterized. Gene Ontology annotation, biological process: phospholipid transport; mitochondrion organization. The transcript has a single exon. Gene Ontology annotation, molecular function: lipid binding. NCBI's taxonomy places the organism in Eukaryota, Fungi, Ascomycota, Eurotiomycetes, Chaetothyriales, Herpotrichiellaceae. The coding region runs from base 1 to 210 and encodes 69 amino acids. Gene Ontology annotation, cellular component: ERMES complex. The record is from RefSeq and is a predicted model, not a curated record.